Molecule: messenger RNA, 1404 nt
Organism: Mesocestoides corti
Lineage: Eukaryota; Metazoa; Platyhelminthes; Cestoda; Cyclophyllidea; Mesocestoididae
Source: the annotation of a GenBank genome assembly
AUGAUGCACAUCCCCGAUUCUUGGCUUGAAUACGGUUUUGAAUUUUCAAACCUACUGGGACCUACAGAAAAUUUUAUAAUUGAACAGUGCACUAGAUCCGAUAAUGACAUUUUACUGCCCAACCUCUGCAAUGGCUAUAUCGGCAUGGACCUCACCACACCAUGGCUUUUCUUAGAUGGAAUUUAUUCAGGAACGGGAUCUGAUAGCCAUCGUGCUUCCAUUCCAUCUCCUGUUUGUUGGCUUCCAGAAGUUGAAGGGAUGACUUGCCUUCGUAGAUACACCCUGUUUCAUUUCGGCAUGGGUGUUUGUCUUGACGUUCAAACGUUCAACGGUUUCGACCUCUACACAUCGACCUUCGUGAGCAGGGCCAGACCGCACCUUAUUGUGCGUUGUGUGGAAGCCGUUUUCCUUGAAAGUCACACUACAAGUGUGGUCUUUAAGCCGAAUCGGAAGGUGGACUGGGAGACGCCGGAUUUUGCCACAACUGUCAAAGAAGCUAACGCGAGAUCAUACUUUACGGGCCAGGUCUACCAGAUGGAAGACGCACACUUAUUGCCACACAUGGACAGUGUUUACAUGAUCUCUCAAGUAGUGUCUGAUUUCAAUGUGAACGGUAUUUUACUAACCCGAUCAAGACCAUCGGUAACCUUCUUGACCACACUCAGUCGAUGCGGUCAUUCUGAUGCAUUGGAGGCUUUUGAGUCAGCUUUGAGCGUACAAUUGUCGUCACCGGUUGGUCUGCUAACUGAAAAUGCCGAGGCCUGGCUGCGUACUUGGUCCGCCGGUCGCAUUGUCCUAACCACGGACUCCCCGGCGACGCACGGUAGAAACGAAAACUGGGAGGUGCUCGUGAACAAAUCUGGUGAUAGUGACAGUGUCACCAGCUGCGAACUUCCACAGUCCACGGGCGAAGGUGUCCGUAGUGCGUUCUCGCUGUCGCGGUGUCUCAUAGCUGCGCAGUAUGCUUUGCUCGCGUCCUUCCCUGACGUCAUUCCCGACUACCUGAUGAUACCUCAGGGGGAAGGCUCCGCACAGCCUCUGAAGUGCGGAUUCUUUGGGCUAAGUCCCUCAGGAUUGGGCCGCGGCAGCAACGAACAAGACUACCAGGGUCACGUGUUUUGGGACAUGGAUAUUUGGAUGCUUCCCGAGGCAUUCCGCAAUGCCGGAGAAGGGGGAGGAGGAGGCUGGAUUGGCGUAGUCGUUGUUGAACUCGGCAUUCACGGAGUGUGUUUGGUGGCUUUAGAUGUGAUGCCGCCUGACGAGUUCUGUGCGCGGUGCGACAACUCGGCGUACACGAAUGCGGCGGCGUUGACCGCUGCUCUCGCCGGUCCAGCGAGGAUGUCGCGUCUCUUUCGACGCGACGUCACGGCCUCGCAGAAGGCGUGGGAGGAUCUGUCGCGCUAG